AUAGAAAAAUCAGAAAUUGUGUAUGCAAAAACUGCGCAUGUCUCGAGCUAGCUGUGUUGGACGACAACAAAUAAAGUUACAUUUCUUUCGAUGUUCCAGUUUAGCUGAAAAUGAAUCAAUCAGAACAGGCAUCGUUAUUGCUGAAAAGACAGCUACAAGAUUUAGCUAAACAACCUGUGGAUGGAUUUUCUGCUGGACUUGUAGAUGAUGAUGAUCUUUUCAAAUGGGAGGUGUUGGUCAUAGGACCUCCUGAUACAUUCUAUGAGGGUGGAUACUUCAAAGCAAAUUUAAAUUUUCCAAAGGAAUACCCGCAGAAGCCACCUAAAAUGAAAUUCAUCUCAGAUAUUUGGCAUCCAAAUAUUGGCAAGGAUGGUGAUGUAUGUAUCUCAAUACUCCAUGAUCCCGGUGAAGACAAGUGGGGUUACGAGAGGCCUUCAGAACGCUGGUUACCAAUUCACACGGUCGAGACCAUACUCAUCAGUGUAAUUUCAAUGUUAGCAGACCCCAACGAUGAAUCACCCGCAAAUGUAGAUGCUGCUAAAGACUGGAGGUCAGACUACCAUGGGGCCUUCAAGGCGAAUGUGAAACGGUGUGUGAGAAAAAGUCAGGACUUGAUUUAAAGCUUCGAAAAUCUUUAUAUAUUUCUUUUCUCUUACCUGAAGGUUAUGUUACUUCAGUGCAUACCACAGAAAGAGAAACAUUGACAAAAUAACCUAGAUCCAAAUUUUUAGGUUUGGAAAGGACAAAUAGGGAUAUGUUUUGGACUGAUAUGCUGCUACUGGAAGAGAUGUUUUAUGAAGUAGGGAUUGGCAAGAGGAUCCCUGCUUUGGUGCACCAAAGUGUGUCUAGAUACCUGGCCUUAUCAACUUGAUCAUCACAGAAGGAUACAGAUGACAUUCUUGUGCACAAUAGCCAGUCUUCUAGUAGGUAUAGAUCAUUGAAAGAUAAGACACGAGGUGAAACAUACGGAGGAACAGAUGCUAAUUAUAAGUGUGGCUCCUACCAGCUCGGAGAGACGUGUGAGAUUUCAUGUAGAAGCCGUCAGCAACUUAGCAUAUUCCCUUCUCGUAGGUUUCAUAUGGUUUGAUUUGUAAUGAGAUAAGAAUAUUUAAGAGCACUUUAAAUUCAUGGGAAUACAUUUGAUUUGGUGUGUUCAUCUUCAUUCAAUCCUGUAAAUAUGACGAUGAUGAUUUCGAGAAUGCCUGUCCCCCUUCCAAAUCGUCUGCAAUAUGUUCUUUUCGAGGUGAUUUGCCUUGGAUCUGUAGCGUAAUAUUGAAUUCUUCAUUGUAAAUGAAAACCAGUGAAUGUUGUGUAUAAUGCAGGCACGUCAGGAGUCUUUGCACAUCAAAUGGUUGUCUUUGCCGGAACCGUCCACGUAGUUACAGCCAAACCAGGGAAAAUGAGUUUAUCCCGUUUUAUUCUUCUGAUUACUAACUUGGUGAGGGGCAUAAUCUGUAUAUGUUUAUAACGACUACCCAGGGGAAGGUGUUUGAUAUGGCCAUGAAUUCAAUUUGAUAUGAAUUCUCCCAAACUUUAAUUGAUGUCAUAUAUGCUUCUUUUAUUAUGGUGAAACGGCACAAUCCCAGUAUUCAAGGCAGCAUUCAAAAUGUCAUUUUAUGCUUAGUAGACAGACACACACAGUAUGUUUUACAAUGUUUACACAGAUCCCUUAUUCUUAAUGCCUGAACAAUCCUGAUAUACUUUUGCUGAAUUACGAUGAUCACAGUUCGGCCCAUGAUUCAGCAAGUGUUCAAAAUCAGGGGCCCGUCUUACAAAGACUUGCAAUUGAUCCGAUCGCAACUAUGGAAAGCCAGCAAAAGCAACAUAUAAAAUGCAUGUUUGCUCAAUUUUUUUUCUAGAUAUGGGGAUUAUAAAUGUAUAUCCAUAAAUUCAUUGAUUUCUUGACAGUUCAGUGUGUUCUUCUUUGUUUACAAAGGACAUUUUGCACAUUUCCUGUUGAAAAAAUAAUGACACUGAUGGAUUUCCAUAGAGUUACGCUUGAUUGGAUCAGUCGUAACUCUUUGUAUGUAAGACGGGGCCCUGGUUGACAUAGCCCAUCUCUCAGAUACUGUGCAAAUUAUAGCAACGUACUGUGGUGAUGGUACUUUCUCAUCGGAUAAAGAAGUGAAGGGCCAAACUAUCUUGAUAUGCAAUGGCUUGCCCCUUCAAACCUUUCCUUGAUCGGGAUGUUCCAGUAACACUGUACAAUAAAGUCAUGCAUCCAAUGUACAGUGUAGCUAUUUCUUCUUCAUGAAGGGAAAGUCUAGAGAUCUCGUCAGCUCAUCUGGAGGUGGGAGUUUCCCCAUUCUCCUGAUGACUGAUUGCUAGAUCAUCGUAUGGCAUGCUGUUCAAGCAAUUUAAGCAAACUGCAGCCAUGUGAACUGACGUACUCUUCAUUGGUAUUGGUGUGUGCAUAUUAUUGUCUUCAAUCUUCGUAUUGAAUAAGCCAGUGAGUAUGUCGUUAGCAACGUGGAGACUGGGAUGGUGCCUUUCAUGCAGAAAAAAGUUAUCGAUUUGUUUGUACCUUUAUGUUGAUUUGAUCAGAAAUGCUGAAAGCAUUCUUGGUGAAAAGCUGACCAUGUUUGUUUGUUUUGUUUUUUUAACCAAAAUUAUUUCUUUGUGUACUUCAUCUACCCAUAUGAACACACACACACACAAGGGAACUCCUCUCCUUUUUCCUAAAUAAUUUUUUUUUUCCUUCAAAAAAUGCUAUGAGCAAACUAAUUAGGCAGGAGCGUUUCUGCACUCCUUGACUAAUGCUUUGUGAAUAUGAGAUUGAGUCGAACAUGAUGUGAAAUUUAAAUAGGCCCAUAAAUUGAAAGGUAUUACUAUGUUGAUAAAUUUUGUUUAUUGUUGGAUAGAAUAUGUAGUGGAACAUUCAUUGUGCCAAUGCAUAGAGGGUUGGUAUUAGGAAGGCUGUAACUCAAAAGUAGUGAUUUUGAGAAAAACAUUUUCCUCAUAUUCAAAUCUGUUUAAGUGUUCAAGUGUUACUUACUUCAGUAUGCAGUAGGAAGUUGAAUUGAGCUGGCUUUAUGGUUUUCAGAAUCUGCAGGUGUUGCUGAUUAUUUUGGUGCCAAAAUCUCAAAAUGGAUAAAAAAGUGAGUUACACCCUUCUGUCUUUCAGCCCUUGACACCGUUGCACACUCAUUGCACCGCAUGAUUUUCAAAACUCAUGUACAUAAUAAGAACGGCAAUCAAAGAAAACUUGAUUUCCAGAUAUCUUCCACGUAAUUUGGUCCAGCUCUAGAUGAAUCUCUACCUCUUUAAUGUUUUUUUUCCCAAAAAACUUUAGUGGAUUUUCAUCAUUAAAUAUACCGUAUUUUGACCGAUUCCAUACUGUAAUGGAAACUAUAUUUGAUUUUAAGAAUAUUUUUCUCCAAAUGGUAAAUUCAUAAGUCUUUAUUGAAAUUCUUGUACCCUUUAAAGGGAAAAGUUCACUCUGAAGAAGAGUUUGUUGUAAAAACAGCCGAAAAAAAUGAUAAAAAAUAUUGGUGAAGGACUGAGGAUAGUCCACUGAUUAUUAAGAAUGUUAUAAGAAUUUGAAGUGUUGGAUUUGUGACAUCAUAAAUGAGCAGCUGUCGCAUACGUUAUGUAAUAUGAAAUGCAUACAUUUCAAUUUUUCAAUGGUUCUUGAUGACAUAUUUUUAUUUUCUCUUUAGGAACGGUUGUGAAAUAAUUUGUCUAUUGAUAUUUCAAAGGUGCAUUAAUAACCAUUUUCAAUCUUCUGAGAAAAUGACAUUUCAUUGAUAUUUUUACCAUGAUAUGUACAUGUAGGAAAGCUGCUCGCAUAUUACGCCAAAAAAAAUGAUUUCUAAUAAAUUUGUUAUUCUUUGAUGGAUUUUUCUCAAAACUUAGGCGACAUUUUUUUUCUCUGCUAAUUUUACAACCAACUUUUUCUCAGGGUGAACUUCGCCUUUAACAAUGAGGGUUUUUUCCCCUUCUUUUUGUCCAAAAGAAUGUUUCUCAACAGUGUUUUGUGUCAUAUGUUAAGAAUUCAAUGAAUAUUACUGGACAAAGACAUGAUUACAUUUGCCUUGUUUACAUUGCAGUAUCAUACUAAAAUGGACCUGAAAGCUGGUUGUGUGCGUAGCUAUAUUUCUUUCCACCCUCUCUUUUGAUCCAUAAAGUGUUAUAUUUCAUUAGUAGGUUGACGAGGCCGUAAACUUUGAUGUUACUAGGGCAAGGCUUGUUUUUGAUAGGGGCUAUUCCUGUAUUACAGCACAAGGGGAAUAUUCCUGUGCCAUUGAGGGGGGGGGGGCACCGAUGACAGUCAAAAAGAUGUCAAUGGCCUUCGCUGAAUUUUAUCCAUGAACAUUCAUGAAAAAAAUGAAAUGAGAACUCCCGUUUUAAGGUGGCAAAUUCCACCAUUAAAGAGUCCUGAAGUCCUUUCCAUGUCUUUUGAAGAAUGGUAUCAUUUGCAAAAGAUGUUCACGGCAAGAUUUGCUCUUUGGAUGCCUUCAAAACGCACAAACCAAUUGAAAUGUUGGUGUCGGACAUUUAUGUGUAGUCCCAUCCCAUCAUUAUCGACAGUUUUGGUGAUUCCAAAAUCUUACAGUGCAUACUUGUUCUUAAGUGUAGGAUAAUAAUCACUUCCUAGUUCCUAAUCACUUUGACAUAGUUUCCUCUACAAUUUGAUCUCAUCACCAAAACUCAUCCUCAACUUGAAAUGUUUUGGGGUUACCUGUUGUAAUAUUUCUGUGUCUUCCGAAGGCUACGAAUGAUUGCAUUUUUUCAAUCUGAACAGAGGGCACAGUGUCUCCCCCAGAGAAGUGAAUGUUAUAUUUUGUGGACGCAUGAUGUAACUAACCAUGAUUUUUCAACCGCCACCAAUGCCAUGUCCCUCGUUUUCCAUGGUUUACAAGAAUAUGACAAGAGUACCAAAGUGUGAUGGCAUUACUCUUUUUAAUGUGUUUCAGCAAUUUCAUGCCCAUGUAUUUCGGUAGAGCGUGAUGAAAAGAAAAACCUCCAAACACCGAAUUUGACAUGGAUCGGUCCAUGGUGAUCCAAGGUAUGGCCACAUGAAUACCUUAUCUCCAUUGAAAUCAGUGGAAAUUAGCUUGGUUCAUUUUACAACCAGGGCAGGUUACACCGAUUUCUGUGGGGUCAGCAGCCAGUACAGUAGGUAUUCUUGUGGCCAUAUCUUAUGUACCCUUGAUCCAGUUUUCUUGAAAGUUUGAUAAUGCCCCAUUGACAUAUGGUAUCCCAAAUGCAGACAUGAAAAAAAAAAUAAUGUGAUGCGACUGCUUCCAUAAAUAAGAAUGUUUUUAUCAAAUGAGACUUAGAAACAAACACAGGCCUCUCUUCUAUUACCCUGACAGAUUGAAGUUUCUUUUUUAAAUCUUGGAUUGUUGGUACAUGUAUGUACUCUGAGCAUGGAGGUACUAUUUGCACUGUAUGUACAAAUUGUAACACAAGAAACAUACUUUUAUUAUCUUUCGAAUGCACUCGGAUUGUUCAACAUGAGAUCAGAAUUUUCUUCGCUGAGAAAUGAAUUUAAAGUGUUUCUGAAUGAAUUGAAUUUUCAACAUUUUAAAAGUGAUUUACGAGUAUUUAAAAUUUGCAAUCACUCUCUGCGGAUGGUCAGUAAAUACUAUACAUGUAGAUAUAAUGGGCUGUGUGGUGAUGGCUAGUGUAAGGAAGGUCAAUUCAUUUCAUUGUUGGUAUUUAAACUGUCAUUUCCCCAAGAAGCGUCAAGUUGCUUUUACAGUGUUUUGCUGUUUAAUAUAUGACAUCUGUUGUCUGUUCACUGAUCUUGCAUCGAAUAAGUACGACACAUAUCUUUUUAAUAUUGAAUUAUAUAUCCAAUUUUCAGUGAUGAAGUAUUUUCAGAAUUUAUUCACAAAUCUUUAAAAAGAAUUUAUUCUCUUUCUCACUUUGAAGCAUGUAUUUCUGGUCCAUAUCCAAUGCAAUAAAAUACGCGAACUUGUGAUUAAAAGAGAUUUGUAAGAUGACGUUUUGAUGGGUUCAUGUUAUGGGGCCUGUGACAUAAAAGAGAUACAAUCAGUAUUUACAAUGGAUAGCCUAUUUUCACUUGUUUUGCCAUAUCAUUAAAAGUUAUGAUUGAUUGUAGAAUUGGUUGUAUUCCUCGUGUUUACAGGGCCCCAUUGUGACAGUAAAGGUAGCCAAACCAAAUGUUUCGUGUGUUUAGUGUGAAUUUGUGAAAUUCACAACCGCCAAAACUGAACGUUUCAUACAAAAGUGUAAUUAAGAUAAAAGAAACCUUUAUAUUCAUGUUAAAGUAAUAUAAGCAAAUAAUUUAUUCCUAUUUUUCAUGUAUUUAUGAGGUAUUGCCAGAUUAUUGCAACAUUUUCUCUGACUACCAAUGCACUAUUUCAGGGUGGCUUGGCUUAAAGAGUCCAUGUACAUGACUAGAGAAGUCAUCAUUACGUAGAUGAAUUCGCAUUGCGUUGCAUUUGCUUCGUUCUGCUUGAGUAGCUGUUGAUUUGACAUUUUAAGACCAUGGAUCUGUAACACAAAGCUUAGAAGCAAUUGAUCUUAUAACAAUUUUAUGAUUGAUAGCUUUGAUCCCAAUUAUAGACGAUCAUUUGUGCUAAUCAAUUGGACAGGCAGUUUCAAAGCAUUGUGUUACAUGACCCUUAUGUUGUACUUGUGUAAUUCAGAUACAUGUGUAUUUUUCAAACAGGUUUUUUUUUUUUUAGUAUUAUUAUCUCCAGCUUGAUAUUGAACAUUGCCUUUAUCCAUAAAAUAUAUCAUUCAAUUACUACCCCCGCCCAACCCCCCCCCCUCCCCCCCAAAAAAAAAAACCACAGCAAAAAUGAUCUGGAUAAUCAGAUGUGUGGUUAGUUAAUGCAGAUUAGAAUGAUUUUCCUGCUGAGCAAUUUCUAAAACAAUGAAAUUAUCAAAUAGAGCAAUUAAAUACAUCUGUUCCUAAUGGUAAACAGAGCCAGCGAUACCCCCUAUGGUUUCAAGCGAUCAACUUUCCCCCAAAAAAAUCUUUCUCAUUCCCAUAUUUAAGUACGUUGUAUUUCUGUGUCACACUUUUUUGAAUGAAUUCCCUGAAAAGCAAGUAUGCAUAUUAGAUGCUGUUAUUGGAAGCUUUUUUGGUCACUCUCUGUUGCUUUAUCUUGUAUUUUGCGCACAAGGUUUGUCAUGUUUUCAAUGUUUUACCACUAUUUUUUUUUCAGAACGGAGUUUAUCGUUGCCGAGACUUUGAAUUUGACAUGUAUAGAUCUGUAGUUUGUUUAAAAAAAUUGUGGCCUUUAUUUUGUCAGAUCUUUUUAAAGGAAGAGAUAAAAAGAGGAUUCCAGCAAAAACUAUGGCCCAAUUUACCCUCGAAAUACUGGUUUCCUCCCAUAUCUUUUCUUGCUUUUGAAAAUUUAGGGGGUUCAAUCGAACCUCCCUCCCCCCCCCCCGAACCCACACACAACAUAAUUUCAUUUUAUAGACCUUUGGUUCAGGUUACCUCGGGCAUUAGGUUCAAUAGAAUAUACAUAGCUCUUUAUCUAAACAUUGGCUUGCAUGUUGAACGUCUGGUUCAAGUUAGGCUAUGGACUAAACUCUGUUGUAAAAUUAUGGAAAGCCAAUAUAAAAUAAUUUCAAAAUUGUAUGUACAUUGUAUGUCUUUACCUUUCCUUAUUCCUCAUGUUUUAUCAACAUGCAAAACUAUUUUAGUAAUUAUUCCUAGUCAGUUCAAGUUGUGAAUGAGUUUAGUGUCAAAUGAGCUGACAAAAUUGAACUCGUACUGUCAGAGGGUUCCAUGAUAUUUGCUCCGGUGACAAUUGCUCCGAUGGAAAAUGUGCACGUUAAGCGAAACAUAAAACCUAACCUACAAAACUAAAUAAACCCUAAUCAAAAUCUUUACAUUGUUCUGAACCAAAAACUCUAUUACAAUCCUAGGUCUAACCCUAUGCCUUUUGAGAGACAUUAAGACCGGAGCAAUCGUCGCAGUAGCAAAUGUCGUGUCACCUGUUAGAGAUGCCCGUCACAAUUGGCUGUCCAUAGUUAACGCUACAGCUUUAGACCAGGGUUUGAAUUAAACCCAAUCAGAAUAUGGGCCAUUGUGUUGAAAAUAUUCAGUCAAUUUUACUAUUAUGGUAUGAAUAUGCAUGUGGCAGCAUACACUAGGAGUACUGUGAUUAUUUUGGAAAUUAUGAUUAUUUGUAAUAACCCAUGUUAGUCACUCAUUUUCUUCCUACAUGUAUGGACUUCCAUGUUUUGGGGAGUGAUACAAACAAGGAUAAGAUAGAUAAUGAGCUCUUGGAUUACUUCAAAGAAUUCACAAAUAGUAUUUUUUGAAAACACUCGGAAUGAAAUGUGUGAACUCAUUUUUUUCCAAUUCAUGUUGUUACAUGUGUACAUUAUCUGUGUUGUAUUAAUUCACUUUAUUUCUCUUUUAUUCUCCUGAUUUUCAUGCCCUCUUCUCUUGCUAUCAAACUUCGUUUUUAUAAAAAUCAUACUCUCAGCUGACUUUGAAAAUGUCCGCAUUUGAUGCUUAUUUUGUCCUGUUUACCCAAAAUUGGUUGUCAAACAUUCUUUUCCAUUGAUUUGACGAAUAUUUUUAUUUAGAUCACAAUGCAUGUCGGGAUAUUUUGUAAUUUUGUAGAAAUGUGUAGAUGUUAGUCUGUUGUACAUGUAUGUUGGGUUUCAUUAUCUCAGAGAUUUAACAUGGAGUGAGUGAUAUUAUGAUACCAUGUUUGUAGGUCGAACAGAGGGAAGACAAUUGAUAUUAAAAAAAAAAAAUACUGACUCUGAUACGAUUGUACAUUUGUAAUAAACCAUAUUGACUGUCAGAAGUUCAAA
Lytechinus pictus (painted urchin) is the source of this 8760-nucleotide messenger RNA. Its product is annotated as probable ubiquitin-conjugating enzyme E2 7. The coding region runs from base 111 to 620 and encodes 169 amino acids. The record is from RefSeq and is a predicted model, not a curated record. Lineage: Eukaryota; Metazoa; Echinodermata; Echinoidea; Temnopleuroida; Toxopneustidae. The transcript is spliced from 6 exons. Gene Ontology annotation, biological process: ubiquitin-dependent protein catabolic process; protein polyubiquitination. Gene Ontology annotation, molecular function: ubiquitin conjugating enzyme activity.